Trifolium pratense (red clover) is the source of this 1263-nucleotide messenger RNA. RefSeq names its product bark storage protein A-like. The record is from RefSeq and is a predicted model, not a curated record. Gene Ontology annotation, biological process: nucleoside metabolic process. Gene Ontology annotation, molecular function: catalytic activity. The transcript has 5 exons. Lineage: Eukaryota; Viridiplantae; Streptophyta; Magnoliopsida; Fabales; Fabaceae. Bases 64 to 1107 code for a protein of 347 amino acids.
UUUUUUGCGUGACAUUAUUUAAUACUUUCACAACCUUAUCUAUGUGCAUUUAUAUAUACUUUCAUGAUUGGAGCACCUAAAAGAUAUAACCAUUGGAAGAGAAUGGAGUUUUUAGUUGUCCUUGUGAUUGUAUUAUUGGGAAGUAGUAUCAAGGCCUAUGGUGCAAUUAAUCAACUUUGUUGGAGAGAAAUCAGCAAUAUCAAUAAUCAAGGACCAUAUUUUGGUAUAGUUGUGCCAAAUGCCUUUGAGUUGAACCCUCUUCUUCAAUCAUCAAGCUUUGUGCCUCACAAUAAGUUCCCUUACUUUGACUUUGCUGGAAGACAUUUUCGUAUUGGCGAAUUGAAAAUGAAAAAGGUUAUUGUUGUUAUGACCGGCGAGAGUAUGCUAAAUGCAGGUCUUGCUACCCAAUUGUUGCUUACUUUGUUUAAUGUAAAAGGAGUUCUACAUUAUGGAAUUGCUGGUAAUGCGAAUUCUAAAUUCCAAAUUGGGGAUGUGACAAUUCCACAGUAUUGGGCCCAUACAGGACAAUGGCAUUGGCAGAGGUUUGGAGAUAAGGAUGAAGACAAUGGAGAUUUCAACAGAGAAUUUGGUUAUCUUAAGUUUUCUGAUUACAAUAACUACACAAAACAUUCCAAAUCAGUGAAAAAUCUCUUGAACAAGGUUUGGUAUCAACCAGAGAAAAUUUUUCCUGUCGAUGGAACUCCUGAAGUUUGGCAAUCUGCAUUUUGGGUUCCAGUUGACAAAACAUACUUUGAAAUUGCAAGAAACCUCAAGAAUGUUGAAUUGAGUAAUUGUGUUAACAAAACUUGCUUGCCAAGAAAGCCUAUUGUAGUGAGAGUAAAGAAUGGGGUAAGUGCCAAUGUGUUUGUUGACAACAGAGCUUAUAGAGAUCAUUUGAAGUCCAAAUUUGAUGUUACUCCAACAGACAUGGAAAGUGCUGCUGUUGCUUUAGUUUGUUUCCAACAAAAAAUACCAUUCAUUGCCAUUAGAGCAUUGUCUGAUUUAGCUGGAGGAGGUUCUGCAUUGACCAAUGAAGUAUCAAUCUUUUUAUCAUUAGCCUCCCAAAAUGCAUUUGAUGUUCUUGUUAAAUUCAUCUCUUUAUUAUAAUAAUUAGUGGCUUUAAUAUGUUUCUUAAAGUGUAAGCAAGGGACAAUUUUAGAGGGAGAAAAAAAUCAUGUGUUUCAAAUUCUCUCUUAUAUCAUGUAUUCUCAUCUACUCAAAAUAAAAAAGCAUAUGAAAUCUAAUUUGAAUUUGAAAAAGGAA